Molecule: messenger RNA, 819 nt
Organism: Opisthorchis viverrini
Lineage: Eukaryota; Metazoa; Platyhelminthes; Trematoda; Opisthorchiida; Opisthorchiidae
Exons: 4
Coding region: 1-819 (272 amino acids)
Source: RefSeq, a predicted model, not a curated record
AUGUCCUCAAUGGAUUGCAAUCUGGUGCUCGUCAAAUUUGACAUAUCUGUAUUUCAGAAGCCUUUGUGCAAAAGAUUUAAAUUUCAGGCGCAAGGCUCAUGGGCUAGCGAGUGUUCGCUAUACGCUGAGCAGAUGUCAUUCAGUCAUCCAGUAAACGGUGAAAGAACAGAAGACGAAGGACACAUAUCAGACGCCGUUGAACUUGACACUUUACUGGCCUCGCCUGCUCAAACUGACGAGCAAAUCGAUAACCAUAAUACGAAGGUCUUCGCUGGAAGCGCAGCUUCGAUCACCGAGAAUUUGGAGACAGCUGUUGUCGAGACUCACGACGAAACAAUGUACGACAGUACUGACCACAUGGAGAAGAGCCCUGUUUAUUCCGGUUUUGAGCUACGAAAUUGUGAUGGUCGGAGUCUAUCGAAAAUUAGCAUGAAAGAACUGCACGCCGAACUGUGCACACUACUGACAAAUAGAGCAGCUUUGCCGGUAUGGACGAGUUGGCUUGAUCGGACAGUGUCUCGAACUCUCGCGGAUCAGGUAACUGGCACAAAGCGAGCGAGUGCUGCCAGACAUCUAAUGCUCGUAUGGACCUAUUACAGGCGUCGUGGUACAACGCAUGAAGUAGAUGGAUCUGUGGUACACAUCAGUCCAGUAUCAUCACGGACCUUGUCAUCACGGUGCCUGAACAGACAAAUGUGCUGCGUUAGUGGCGCUGUCCCACUGGGAAGUGCUGACAGGCCUGUUAAUCGAUCGGCACAACUAGGACAGUUACUGGGCCGAGGCGUCAGAUAUACCAGUCACAUCAAGCUCAUCGGGUAA